This is a messenger RNA of Chondrus crispus (carragheen), 756 nucleotides long. RefSeq lists its product as hypothetical. NCBI's taxonomy places the organism in Eukaryota, Rhodophyta, Florideophyceae, Gigartinales, Gigartinaceae. Bases 1 to 756 code for a protein of 251 amino acids. The transcript has 3 exons. The record is from RefSeq and is a predicted model, not a curated record.
AUGCGGAUGCUUUGCUACGAGAGUGCGGCGGACCUUUUGGAUGAGUACCUUCAAAUGGGUGAGGACUCUAUUCUAACAUCUAUGAAGUCCUUCUGUGAAUUAGUUGUGUCUACGUUUGGUAAAGAGUAUUUAAGAGAACCUGACGAGCAAGACUUAAGGCGAAUUCUUUCCAUCAAUGCCGCACGAGGAUUCCCAGGAUGUGUCGGGAACGGCGAACUCUGGAUUUGGCACAUGUUCUUUGGUAGUCCUGGUAGCCUUACUGACAUUAAUAACAUAAUGGCUGGUUCUUUCCCCCCUCGCUUUCCCUUUUUCGUCAAUGGAGAGAGGCGAACGAUGCCGUACUAUCUGGCUGAUGGGAUCUAUCCGAGUUGGGCAAUAUUUGCUAAAACUAUGAAGGAGGCAACAACGGCGAAGGAAAGGGCAUACGCAAGGGCACAAGAGGGAGUUAGAAAGGAUAUAGAAAGAGCGUUUGGCGUGCUCAUGGCGCGAUUCCAUAUCUUGCAGCGACCUUGUCGGCUAUGGUACCGUAGAGACAUAAGUAACGUUGUGAAGGCAUGCAUCAUAUUGCACAACAUGAUUGUUGAGGGGCGCAGGGAUCACUAUGAGACCGGGAUAGCAUCUUUGCAACAUUUUGAGGAAGCCCGAAAUAUGUUCAGCAACGGGCAAGCGUUUCAAUGGGAGUCUCUCACAGCAAUUACAAAUCUGUGGCGCUUCGACUUGACGGAGGGUAUGUGGGCAAAUAUGUUAGCGUCGUGA